AUGUCUGUUACACCUGACUUCGCCGGCCUUGGGGCUCACGAUGCUGCUGCAAGUGCAUUUUCCUCUUGGGGAAAUAUCUUCAACACAUUGUGGAGUUCUGGCGGCUCCCACGGCUGGCCGCGCGAUGAGGACCUUGCAAAGGAUCCCAAGAGACUGGCCUCCAUAUGCGGGCCUAUCAACGCCAGAAUGAUCAAGGAGAUGAACUAUUCUGGGGCGCCGGUGCUCAAGGCAGAGGCUGUCGAGUCUCUGCUAGAGUACAUGUACAGGAGAUCAGUUGAGUUUGGUGUUCCUCUGGAUACGCCCAUCUCCUCCAAAGGAUUCCGCUUGGGAUACUCCCUAGGACUGCUUGCCCAUCCCCGCCACCCCACGGUGGUCCAGGGAUUUGUUGGUCUCUUCACAUGGCUCGUUGUACAAUACGAUGACCUCGUUGGACAGGCAGAGGGGGCAAUGGUUGAGGAGGCCAUGGCCUUCCACAAGCGUUUCUUCAGCGGCCAGCGCCAGAAGCACAACCUGCUAGAAGGCCUUGCAACUCUUCUACGGGAGGCCUACGACCACUGGGACCCCGUGUUGGCCAACAUGCUUCAACUAUCCGCCUUGAAGUUUUUGACCUGCAACCUGUUGGAGCGACACGAAGGCUUCUUAAGCUUUGAAGUCACCAGAGCAGGCGAGAAGUUCCCUGAUUUCCUCAGAGACAUGUCGGGAAUCAAUGUUGCAUACGCCGUCUUCUGCUACCCUAAAUCGAUGUAUCCUGACGUUUCACAAUGGAUCGAGGCCAUUCCAGACAUGGCCAGGAUCAUCGAUAUCGCAAACGACGUCUUUUCUUUCUACAAAGAAGAGCUCAGCGGCGACACCCGAAACUAUAUUCACAAUCGGGCUCUGACCACGGGAAGGCCACUUCUUCAAAUCGUUGAGGAGACCAAGGAGGAGACAAUGAGUUGUGCCAGGCGGGUCGCGACCAUUCUCAAAGGAAGGGGCACGUAUGAAGCAUCCUGGAACGAGUGCGUCGCGGGCUACAUAGCCAUGCACACAACAAACGCACGUUACAGGUUUGCCGAAAUGGGUCUCGGGGAGGAGCACCCCCUCGCCCCCUUUGAGCACAGGAUCGACGGAGAUAUAGUGAUUUCUAGCGUUAGCUGCGCUAAGGGCAAGGAGAGGAAGGACAGUCGCCGUUAUUACAACUAUAACCAGAUCAGCCAUAUCGCUAUAUGGUGCCCUAGGCGGAAGCCUCUCAGCCCUACGAAGGCUAAGAAGGUUAAGAAGGUCAAGAAGGACCCUAAGCCUGAAGGAAGCAGUAAUGAUAGUGCUACAGAGGAGCUAGGAAGUUCUGAGGCUGAAGAAAGCUUAGGAAAAGACUUACAGCAAGACCAUAAAGCAAAGGUUAAGCUAGUACUACAGAAGCUUGCUCUUGCAGGGCUCCAGCUAGACCCUUAUAAGUGUGCGUUCUCUGUGAAGACAGUUAAGUACCUAGGGUUUAUUAUCACCAUAGGAGCUGCGCCAAAGACGGUUAAGGGAGUUAGAAGCUUCUUAGGGUUUGCAAACUACUAUUGGAUCUUUAUCCCAGCAUACUUAGAGAUUGCUGGACCCCUUAUAUCUCUUAUAAAGAAGGGCGUCCUAUUCCACUGGGGUAAAGAGCAGGAAGUAGCAUUCCAGGAGCUUAAGAGGAUCUUUACAGCUAAGCCUAUCCUAUAUCAACUAGACCCUAAGCGUAUAACCUAUGUUGAGGCUGACUGCUCAGGCUUCACCCUUAGAGGAGUACUAUCAUAA
This is a messenger RNA of Colletotrichum aenigma, 1764 nucleotides long. RefSeq names its product Alpha-cuprenene synthase COP6 (gene COP6-0). The record is from RefSeq and is a predicted model, not a curated record. Bases 1 to 1764 code for a protein of 587 amino acids. Lineage: Eukaryota; Fungi; Ascomycota; Sordariomycetes; Glomerellales; Glomerellaceae. Gene Ontology annotation, molecular function: carbon-oxygen lyase activity, acting on phosphates. The transcript has 7 exons.